This is a messenger RNA of Cylas formicarius (sweet potato weevil), 2238 nucleotides long. Its product is annotated as amphoterin-induced protein 2-like. Lineage: Eukaryota; Metazoa; Arthropoda; Insecta; Coleoptera; Brentidae. The transcript has 4 exons. The coding region runs from base 56 to 1309 and encodes 417 amino acids. Gene Ontology annotation, cellular component: extracellular matrix. Gene Ontology annotation, molecular function: protein binding. The record is from RefSeq and is a predicted model, not a curated record.
ACGGUGUCAAUAACGGCAUAAUUAAGAUGAUUUGAAAAAUAUCGUCCAAGCCAAAAUGAAAACAAUUGUGCAAAAUAUAUGUAUCCUUAUAACUGUUGUGGUGGCAUUAUUAACGAUCAGCGUCGUGGGCAAAACGAUCGAAGUGAAUUGUUCCGAAUUUUGCGUCUGUGAUAUCUACCAACGACUGAGGAGAGCGACAUGUCAAAACAAAAGACUAACCUCCAUGGAGAUAAAUAUGGCGUCGGCGGUCCAAAUUUUGGACAUGAGCUACAAUCAAGUUAGCGAUUUGAGUAACGAUAUUUUUUUGGAACUUCAGCUUUCAGAACUCAAACUACUCAACUUAUCCCAUAACAAAAUUGGUCAGAUCCACCUAAACGGAUUCAAUGGUUUAUCUGCAUUGAAAACACUGGAUUUGUCUUACAAUGCGGUCAGAUAUUUUAUUAGGGCCUGGUUUUUCAGUCUCAGCUCUUUGGAAGAGCUUUACUUGAGGGGAAAUCCUUUGAGAACGAUCAAUGACCAACCGAGGAUAGAAAUCAAAUCCCUGAGGAUUUUAGACCUCAGCGACUGCAAAAUUGCUCACUUGAAAUCCGACAUUUUCAGUUUGGUGCCGAAUCUAGAAGUUUUGGACGUGUCGAAUAACUAUCUGACCGAAUUCAAACCGGAAAUAAUUAAACCUCUCUAUCACAUAUCCGUAGUGAAUUUGGUUGGCAAUAACUUUUUCAAUUGCAAAGAUAUAUCCAGAAAAAAUUUGAAGAAAUACACACGGCACAAAGGCAUUGCCCUUAGGGACACUUGUACCACUCAGAAAUCGCAUGUAAGUCAAACUCAUAUGUUUGAAAAAAUGAUGGUUCAACCGAAUAACGCUGGUGAGCUCGAAAAGAAUUCUUGGAUAUACAACGUUGAGGAAACAAUAAAAGUGAUUGAAGUUUGCAGCAAUUUAACCAAUAAUAAAACCUGGGAUGGACUAGAAAAUGUUAUAAUGGAAUAUGUAGAGGUAUAUCCAUUGAUAAUAUUGCCUGGCAUUUUUGGAUCUGGUAUUCUUUUUGGAAUUCUCUUUGGUUGUAUUUGUGGGUGCUUAUGCAGGCCAAAGAAGUGUCGUCCCGACAUCAUCGACGACGACGAACCAAAUGAGUAUAACAAUUUACGCCGAAGCAUGAGAAGUUUGAGGUCUCAAGGAGCCAACAGUUACGUCAGAUCGUCCGGUUUUCGAAACAGUAGACCAAGAGAUGAAAUUAGGAAUUUGGUUCUAAACGAACUAGAUUAUCCGAACUCCACUCCUGUCUAUCCGCGAAAGAUUUACACUGGUUAAAGUUUUAGGACUUUUCGUUUUAUUAAAUGCCAUGUCAGUAGUUGUGAGAGAAAAGAACUGAUUAGUAGGUUAGGAAACACUGGUUUUAAUAUAUUUGAAUAAUUUACAGUUUCACUGUACUUGAAUGAUAAUUCUUAACAAAAUCACCUUAAACUUCCUUCGUAAAUAUAUUGACAAUUUGUAAAUUAUUUAAACACCAAAACCAAUGUUUGUGAAAUAAAAAAAAUCUUAAAAUCAAAUUCUCAUAAAUUAGAAGUCCGGUGUUCUAUAUGUGAAUAUAUAUGAAGAAUCAAUUGAAGUAAUGGCUCGGGAAACUUUCCUGUCUCUGACUAACGAGAGGCUCAUUUUUAGAUUCAAUUCAGUAGAGUACAGUACAGUACAGCUCCGAUUAUGUUAAAUGAUGUGGACCCAAGUGAUUUCGAAUAAUCGAAAUUUCAGUAAAUACGAUUUUUUUUAUUUACUUUCCUUCAAUUUAUUUAUUCGUUUGCGACGUUACAUCUGUGAAAUAUAGCUCUUCUUUUUGAAUCAAUUUUGAUCAAGAUUUUUGCAAGGUACUAUUUGAUACCAAGCUGAAGCUAUCCAGUAUAUAACAUUUUUCAAGUUAAUUUAGUCAUUCUAUGAGAACGGCACCCUCAUCUACUUUUUCCAAAAAAUGGUCCACUAGCAAACGCUUGUAAUUACGUCUUAAAUUUUCCAACACACCCUGAUCCAUGGGCGGAAUGAGAAAAGUUACAGCACGAGGAAAAAACAUUGCUUUUAUUUCAGCACUUUCAAGGUGCUCCGCGAUUAGCAGAGUCUGUAACAAAACACAUUAAAAGGAACUCUACUUUGGAACGGAAAUUUCUUUUUUUUAAUACUCAUUUAUUCAACCUUUUUUAAUGUUUAUACAAUACAGGAAAAGCACUGGGAUGAAUAUUCUUGAAGGCUCA